This is a messenger RNA of Fusarium mangiferae, 408 nucleotides long. RefSeq lists its product as uncharacterized. The record is from RefSeq and is a predicted model, not a curated record. Lineage: Eukaryota; Fungi; Ascomycota; Sordariomycetes; Hypocreales; Nectriaceae. The coding region runs from base 1 to 408 and encodes 135 amino acids. The transcript has 2 exons.
AUGAAGUUCAUCACCAUCCUUUCUUCGGCCACGGUUGUCACUACCGUCAAUGCUGGCUGUUACACUGGGGGCGAGUCUUUCAAUGACAAAGCAUCGGCUUACGACUGGGCUAACAAGCUCUGCUAUGGGUACAAGUAUACCAAAGACGGCGUUGAGUAUACAGUAGGCCCCAAGCUGGCCGGAACAUUCGGAGCCGAAAGCACGGUUUCUGGCUCCAAGGCUAGCUGUGUCGAUAGCAAUAACCAGAAGCUGGAGUUUUUCAUCGACCAUAUACAAGACGGCUCCAGAGUUCUUGGAGGGGAUGAGUGUUACGAUGGCCUCCAGAAAGAGAUCAGCUGCGAGCAUGGCGGCCAAUCGGACUAUACCAACUGGAGCUAUAAAGUUGAUCCUAAUGCUGGAACAUGCUAG